AUGCUAUCCGCUUUCACGGCUCGGCCGCUCGUCGAGCUCAAACCGCGAGACAAAUCGAAGAUCGAGUCGGUCCUCGCGUACGGCGAUCGCCUUCUGGUAGGGUUGAACAAUGGCAGCUUGCGGAUAUACAGGAUCAAUGAGCUCUCCAAUGGCGAAGCGGAGAGCGAGGACCAUCAGGUCCAAGGUGCGGAGGGAGAAGGCACAAUGAGAAACGGGGACAGUAACCGGCCUGCGACCAUGGGCUCAGUCACGAACUCAAAGCCCAAGCAGACAGAUUUGCUCCGCGAACUGGAGAAGUUCGCCAGAUACAAGAUUGAGCAGCUGGUGCUGAUCAAGGAGGCGAAGCUGCUAAUUUCGCUUUCUGGUGGAUACGUCUCGAUUCACGACCUGCAGACCUACGAGCUCCAGCAGCAGCUUACGAAAACAAAGGGCGCGACUACGUUUGCUGUGACGUCGAAUAUCGUCCACGAUCCGGAAACGGGCGUUCCCUCGAUCGUCUCGCGCCUCGCUGUUGCCGUCAAGCGAAAGAUACUGCUAUGGACGUGGCGCGAUAUGGAGCUAGAAAAUGAUACGGCGGAGAUGACGCUGGUUAGUGGGAUCAAGACACUCACCUGGGUUUCUGGCGCAAAGCUGGUCGCUGGGUUAAGCUCGAACUUCGUUAUGGUGGAUAUCGAGACCACAACUGUCACCGACCUGGUUGGGCCGGGGAGCAUUGGUGGGCUUCCGGGGCAAGAGACCGGACGUUUGGCUGGUGUUGGAGUUGCUAGCAUGAGCUAUAUAGGAAUCGGCGGCGCAGCCCCGAAACCAAUGGCUACACGACUCAGCGAAGGCCAGGUGUUAUUGGCAAAGGAUAUAAACACUCAGUUCAUUGAUAUUGACGGUAAUUCUUUGAGGCGAAGGCAGAUCCCCUGGAGUCAUGCCCCUGUGGAUAUCGGGUACUCUUAUCCUUUCCUGCUAGCACUUCACGACUCUUCGAAGGGGGUGUUAGAGGUUAGGAAUCCGGAGACGCUGACAUUGCUUCAAUCGGUGCCACUGCCGUCUGCGAGCGUCAUGCAUAUUCCUCAACCUACAAUUAGCUUGACACACGCUGGUAAAGGCUUCCUGGUUGCCAGCGACCGUAUUAUCUGGAGGAUGGAGGCUCUGAGCUAUGAUACACAGAUUGAUACUCUUGUCGAAAAAGGACAUCUCGACGAGGCGAUCAGCCUCGCGAGUAUGCUUGAGGACGCUCUUUUAAGAGAUAAAGCGGGUCGGCUGCGCUCCAUCAAGCUUGAGAAAGCCGAAACUCUGUUUACCCGUCGAAAGUACUUGGAGUCUAUGGAGCUCUUCACAGAAAUAUCAGCUCCUCCGGAGAGUGUGAUACGACUCUAUCCUCGAACCAUAGCCGGCGAACUCUCCACCCUUCCAGAAGAAGCGGAGGAUUCGGAAGACAGUACUAUGGAUGGCCAGCCAAAAGCCGAUGAAACCCAGAAUCAAGAGAAUGCCCGAUCUUCGGAAGAAGCCGCAGCUGCUAGAACUCUUAUUCACACGCCUUCUGUGAGAUCUCUUCUUCGGACGAAAACUGACGACGCCAGCGAUACGGGCAGUAUCCGUAGUAAGCUUGUGGAGGAAUCUCGCGGCGACAAACGCCUUGAAGGCAAGGACCUCAAGCUUGCUGUUCGUGAGCUCCAGGCGUAUCUCGCGGAUGUUCGCCGGCGCUUUCAACGAUUCCUCAAUCCCGAUGGAUCGCUCAAAUUAGAUCCGGCCACCAGCACGGUGAAAGAUGAGUUCGCCGACUCUGUCACGAAGCUGCUUGGCAUUGCUGAGGGCGACCAAGAUUACGACUUCGGCGAGAGGCUUCGGGAGAAAGCGAAGCUUGUCGACACAACUCUUUUCCGGGUAUACAUGUACGCGACUCCAUCCCUUGCGGGCUCCCUUUUCCGUAUCGCCAAUUUCUGCGAUCCGGACGUAGUUAUCGAGAAGCUGGAAGAGACUGGCCGUCAGAACGACCUGAUUGACUUCCUCUACGGCAAGAAACUGCAUCGGCAAGCCUUGGGGCUGCUGAAAAAAUUUGGUCAGGCUGAAGGAGAGGAGGAAACAGCGUCUCAGCUCCAUGGGCCAAAGAGAACAGUGGGCUAUUUACAGAAUUUGUCUCCAGAUCACAUCGAUUUGAUCUUAGAAUUCGCUGAAUGGCCAAUGCGCGAGGAUCCUGACCUGGGCAUGGAGGUUUUCCUUGCAGAUACUGAAAAUGCGGAAACGUUACCACGUCACCAGGUUCUGGAUUUUUUGAAAGAGAUCGAUGUCAAGCUUGCAGUUCGGUAUCUCGAGCACAUCAUCGGAGAACUAAAUGAUAUGACGCCAGACUUGCACCAAAGCCUAUUAGGUCUCUAUCUGGAUCGCCUCGAGAGACACAAAAGCCAGGAACAAGAAUUUGCCAGUGAAGACGAUCAUAUCGAUUUACGAAACAAAUUAUUGGAUAUGUUACGGACGAGUUCCCAGUACUCGCCGGCUAAGAUCCUUGACCGUCUGGAUCGAGAUGAUCCUGAAUUUUUCGAGGCGAGAGCGAUCGUUUUCAGCAAGAUGGGGCAGCAUAGACAAGCGCUGGAGAUUUACGUGUUCAAGCUCGAAGACUAUGUUAAAGCCGAAGAAUACUGCAACCACUUGCAUAAAACCGAAGAUGCGACUAGCACGGAGACUACGGCUACACAGAGUAUAGCUCUUCCAGAUUUCGAAGGAGAGAAAUCAUCCAUAUAUUUGACAUUACUAUCUCUAUAUCUGUCUCCACCGCAUGGGUACAAACCACGAUAUGGACCCGCGCUGGAGGUGCUCGCCAAACAUGGAUCUCGCCUUCCUCCAAACUCGGCUCUGGAGCUGAUCCCGGAGUCCCUCCCGGUCAAGGAGCUCGAGUUUUACUUCAAAGGUCGCAUGCGGGCUGCCAAUUCUAUUAUGAACGAGUCCAGAAUUGUAGCGAGCCUGCAAAAGUGCCAAAAUAUCAAGACCCAAGCCCAGCUGUUGGUUGGCGAAGGAGGUGAUGGCAAAUCAUCCAGGUCGAGACAUGUCACGGUUACCGAAGAGAGAAUCUGUGGAAUUUGCCAUAAACGACUUGGUGGGAGUGUGAUCAACGUUUUCCCCGAGUAA
Molecule: messenger RNA, 3114 nt
Organism: Aspergillus clavatus NRRL 1
Lineage: Eukaryota; Fungi; Ascomycota; Eurotiomycetes; Eurotiales; Aspergillaceae
Product: putative vacuolar morphogenesis protein AvaB
Exons: 3
Coding region: 1-3114 (1037 amino acids)
Biological process (GO): vesicle-mediated transport; intracellular protein transport; autophagy
Cellular component (GO): fungal-type vacuole membrane; cytoplasm
Molecular function (GO): protein binding
Source: RefSeq, a predicted model, not a curated record